AAAAAAUGUCUGCCUAAGGGAAACUCGUAACUGAGACAUACACAACAAAUUUCCCCGUGUAGCGCCACGGAAAACCCCAUUUCGCGAUUUUGGAGGGGUGUUGCAGUAAAGCGUGUCCGUACCAGAUCACCCUAGUGGGGAAUUGAAUCGAAAAGAAGUUCUACAGAUUGCAACCAUGAAUCCUCAGCAGCGGAUUGCCGCUCUCGGAACAGACAAAGAAUUAAGCGAUUUACUGGAUUUUAGUGCGAUGUUUUCUCCACCUGUCGGAGGAGGGAAGAAUAGACCAACAACCCUUGGAAGCAGCCAGUUCAGUGCACCAGGUUUGGAUGAGCGGACCAACCAAGCAUCUUGGGCCUCAGGUGGCGAGGCCAGUCCUUCCUAUGACUCCUCCAGGGGUUUCACGGAGAGCCCUCAUUACGGCGAUCAUUUGAGUGACAGUCGAUUAGUGUCCCAAGAUGGAUUGUCCCCUACACCUUUCAUGAACUCGAACGUAAUGGGAAAGACGGAAAGAGCUUCAUUCAGCUAUGGUCGGGAAGCUGGAGCUUCAGCCUGCCAGUCUACCCUGCGAUCAGACGUGGGGUUAUCAAGUCCCAGUUCUGGGACUACGGCAGGAAAGCAGUCCACGCCAUUCUACUCUUUCAAUGCAGCUAAUCCCAAAAGACGCGCUCUUCAAGAUCCACCGUCUAUUGAUCCUCUACAAACAAAAAAGGUUCGCAAGGUCCCUCCUGGCCUGCCUUCAUCUGUGUAUGCACCAUCUCCAAACUCUGAAGACUUCAACAGAGAUUCACCGUCAUACUCCUCCCCUAAACCUUCCAGCAGUAUGUUUACAAGCACUUUCUUUGAUGGUACCCACAGUUCUUCUGAUCCAUGGAACUCAUCUAAUGGGAUUCCUCAGUCAGGAUAUGGCAUGCUUGCAGGAUCAUCAUCUCACCUGCCACAGUCUGGCAACUACAGCAGCCUACACUCGCAUGACCGCUUGAAUUAUCCAUCCCACUCCGUGUCUCCAGACAUCAGUACCAGUCUUCCUCCCAUGUCCAGUUUCCACCGGAGCAACACCAGCACUUCACCAUUCGUCACUGCUGCACACACCACAUCGGUCACGGCAGAUGGCGUCAUGGCUGCUGCAAAUCGAGGGAACCCCACUGGAAACUCACAGACUGGUGAUGCACUUCGAGAAGCCUUGGCCUCAAUUUACUCACCUGACCACACAAGCAGUAGUUUUCCUUCCAACCCGUCCACACCAGUGGGUUCCCCAUCUCCUCUCACUGCGACAGCAGGCGCCACCUCUGCAGGUACAGUGGUGACAGCUGCUGGUACCCCACCUGCGAGGCCAGGGACCAACCAGUGGGCCCGUUCUAGUGGGCAGACCCCGACGUCACCAAACUUUGAGAACUCUCUCCACUCGCUGAAAAACAGAGUUCAUCAGCAGUUACAUGAGCAUCUCCAGGAUGCCAUGUCUUUCUUAAAAGAUGUGUGCGAGUCUCGGAUGGAGGAUCGCCUGGACCGACUGGAUGAUGCAAUCCUUGUUCUGAGAAACCAUGCAGUGGGCUCCACCGCCAACCUACCCAGUGACAUUCACAGUCUGCUCGGACAGGCUCAAAAUGGACCAUUAGCCGCCAUUGGAGCAAACUUUGCUGCGUCUGCGUUAACUUCAAGUCGAACAGCAGCAAUGCAGGGUAGUGCUCAUGCAGACGAGGCUACCAGUCUGAGCAGUCACGGGGGUCUGGCAAGCGCAGGCUCUGCUUCUAGCACAGAACUGAACCACCAAGUGGAAGCAUUCAGAGGCCUGGCUGGCCAGGUUCCUCCAACCCUGGAGCUGAAGGUGGAGAAGCAGGACAAAGAUGAAAUGAAUGAAAGUCUAUCAGGGGACGAUAAGUCAGAUGAUGAGAGUGACAAAAGGGAUCUGAAGGCCCUCCGGACUGGCACGCGCACCAGCAGCAUCACAGAAGAUGAGGACCUGAAUCCGGAGCAGAAGGCCGAACGUGAGCGCGAGAGGCGGAUGGCCAACAAUGCACGCGAGCGCUUACGAGUGCGAGAUAUCAAUGAGGCGUUCAAGGAGCUCGGUCGAAUGUGCCAGCUCCACCUAAAGAGCGAGAAGCCCCAGACCAAGCUGCUCAUCCUCCAUCAAGCUGUUGCUGUCAUCCUCAGCCUGGAGCAGCAAGUCAGAGAACGGAAUCUCAAUCCCAAAGCAGCCUGCCUUAAAAGAAGGGAAGAGGAAAAGGUUUCUGGGGGCUCCGGUGACUCUUCAGGUCACACAGGAGUCCAUCCAGGUCUGACUGACACAUCCAACCCCAUGGGCCACCUCUGAGCAGCAGUGUGAUUCCAUUCAGUCCUGUUGGAGUCUGUGAGGCCUCAACGUGACAAACACGACUCAAAGUUUGUGACGAGCACAGAGCAGGUGUGAGAAUGAAGAGAAGCUGAGCGUCAAGAUGUCAGUGACCAGUUUCCAUUCACAACAUUUAAGCCCAUCACAAAAAAACAAAAAUCUCCAGCACAUAUCACUGUCCACAGGAAGUAUGUUGCUCCUGAACAAUCAGAGACUUUUGCAAUCUCCUCCAUCAACGGAAGUUGCCUUGUGCCUAAACUGAAUUGACGAAUGCAUUGUAACAGCAAAUGUUUUUGCUUUUGUUUUUCUAUUUAUUAUAUUUUUUGAAGUUGUCAGAGGAGAAUUGGAAGUGAUUGGAAAGAGAAGAGGGCAGCUUUGAUGUUGUCCUAUAUAGUUCCAGUGUCGUCGCUGAAAACCAAGCAGCUCCCCGUCAGUCAAAGGGAAACACGUUUUGGUCGUGUGAGAUUGAGAUUAAUUUAUUGGCCACCUGAGAUAUUUAUGCCCAACAAAAAAGCAAUUAACUGUUAGAACUUAACACUAAAGGCCCGUUAUCUAAACAAAAAAAUAUAUAUUUAUGUCUUUAUUUUAUUGAUUUUGCCAGGUUUAUAACAAAAAACUACCUUUUUGUUUUUGUCGAGAAUCAAUUUUUAUUUUGUUUAUGUGUGUGUUACCCAACAGAAAACACUAUUUGCGACUCGUAGUUUUACUGACAGCGCUAAUGUAGUUCUGCGUGACCAGCUAACCCGAGCAUUCCCUGCAUUUGUUAGUGUCUUAACUAAGGGAAGCAGCGGAUUACAUUGUCUUCUCGUUCCUUUGCCAAAUAGUGUUCCACGUACGCUGUGAGUCUUCUUGCUGCCAUCAAUUGAGAUCAAUUCCUGACAAAGGUUGACACCUAAAUUAAAAAACAAUGACGAGGACGCUUCCUUGGGGCCUGAUGAACAUAUCUCUCUCCUCUCUUCUAUGAUUCUUAUCUUUUCUGUGUUUACUAAUAUCUUCUGGCUUCCAACAGAAUUCCUUUAUUUAUUUCAGUUACUCGCUCUAAAUAGCCAGUCGAGAUGUAUUUUGCAGAAUAUCCCAAAACACGUAAUGGGUUUCAUUGACUUGUAUCAAAACAAUGAACAAGAGGAUUUCAUCUCUCAUGGCUUUAUUUGUAUUUUCCUCAUCAGUGUGCAUGCUUUACCCUGUUGGUUUGUAUCAUUACCUUCUUUGUAUAUUGUCUCCUAUCAACAACAAGAUGACACUCAACAAACGGAGAAGUCACCACUCAAAGGGAUUUCAUUGGAAUCAAGUCUGCCUCCUUGAGUGUAGAUUCUGUUUGCAUUUUAGUGAGUUCUCUGUUUGAAUAUGUCCUUGUUCUUCAGUUCAGUAUUUAAGAGUUCAUGUGGGAGACGUGGUUGAGACGUGAGCGGUGGAAGCGCAUCACCUCCCGCUCUCUGUCUCUCCCUUAUGUUUUACAUUACUUUCUUCCUCAUUUUGCCAAGUUAGACAUUGCUGUAUUCCUUGAUGCUUCUUCAUGUAUUAUAUAUGAAAAACGAAAAGAAAAAAAAAAGCAUUUGGCUUAUUUUUCACUGUAGUUAGUCUUUUAUACGAUUACAAUGUAAGAAUAUUUCUUGAAUUCUAAAUAUUACUCUUUCUAGAUUUUUGAAAGCAAAAAUUUUGAGUAAAAAUUUCUUACUUUAUUUUACUAUGUUAGAUAGUAAAAUGUAUGGUUAUUUACGACAACCUCUCUCCGUCUGACAUUUCAAAAGCGGUCUUGUGGUGGGGGAAAAAAGUAAAGAUAAAUUGAGAGUUCAAAUUGUUCAAGUGGCGACAUGCGAUUGAAAAUGUGUCCAUGAAACGUGCACAUACAAAACUGUGGCAAUGAGAUUUUUCAUUUUCUGUCAUCUUUUUUUUUUCAACAGAAAAAAAUGUAUAUAACAUUUAUGUUGAAAUAAAU
Synchiropus splendidus (mandarinfish) is the source of this 4262-nucleotide messenger RNA. RefSeq names its product transcription factor 12 (gene tcf12). Gene Ontology annotation, molecular function: RNA polymerase II cis-regulatory region sequence-specific DNA binding; DNA-binding transcription factor activity, RNA polymerase II-specific; protein dimerization activity. The transcript is spliced from 21 exons. Gene Ontology annotation, cellular component: transcription regulator complex. NCBI's taxonomy places the organism in Eukaryota, Metazoa, Chordata, Actinopteri, Syngnathiformes, Callionymidae. The record is from RefSeq and is a predicted model, not a curated record. Gene Ontology annotation, biological process: regulation of transcription by RNA polymerase II. The coding region runs from base 176 to 2308 and encodes 710 amino acids.